Messenger RNA from Ostertagia ostertagi, 555 nucleotides. NCBI's taxonomy places the organism in Eukaryota, Metazoa, Nematoda, Chromadorea, Rhabditida, Trichostrongylidae. The record is from the annotation of a GenBank genome assembly.
AAAUUUGUACUUCUACAACAUGCGAAAUUAUACGUAGCUGUUCAGACAGCAAUAGCAGUUAUAUUUGCACUAAUUGGCGACAUUUGGGUACUAGCUACUCCAUAUCGAAAAGAGAGCAUCUUGUGUGUCAUAACUGAACCUCUUCAAGGCGGUGUUUAUAAGUUUUUUAUGCAGUCGAUUAUGGUAAUCAAUAUCUCAAUCGUUAUAUGUUAUGCCAUAUUUUUGUGCUUCAUUAGGAGAGUUCAAAUGAGUGAAGACAGCAUGAAACACAUCUAUAGAUCCUUAAUCGUGAUAAGUCUGACGGUUGUCUUUGGCUGGUUCAGCACGAUGGUUAUAGUCUGCAUUAGCGACCUCCUACACAUGAAGAUAGAACGAUUUCAUAUCAAUCUAUUGGCUGGACUUUUCGUGAAUUUUGCGUGUGCAACUAAUUUCUUCGUGUAUUAUGCUGUGAGCAAUGAAUACCGUCGCAUAUUCGACCACUAUCUUUACAUAGGACGUUGCAAGAAGUUGAUUACCAAUAACGAAGUUUCGGACACUCAUCAAACAAGAGUUGCC